ACAGACGAAUAUUCAAAAAGAAGAAAUAAAAAAGAAAAAGAAAAAGUUUAUUUUUUCUUUCUUUCCCAAAGACGACAUAUUUCGCCGAUCGUCGUCGUCCUCUGAUCCCGAAUCUUUCCCGGAUUCUCCCGGUGGUGGAGAUAAGAAACAAAGGAAACCCAGAAAGCAAUAUUCUAAAUGGCGUCGACCACGCGAGAAAAGUUUGUGUCUUUCAUAAACAACAGAUGGCUCGUGUUCGUGGCUGCCAUGUGGAUACAGUCUUGUGCUGGCAUGGGUUAUUUGUUCGGAAGCAUUUCUCCGGUCAUCAAAAGCUCCUUAAACUAUAACCAGAAGGAGCUUUCCAGACUUGGAGUCGCUAAAGAUCUUGGUGAUAGUGUCGGCUUCAUCGCCGGUACUCUCUCUGAGAUCUUGCCUCUUUGGGCCGCUCUUCUUGUCGGAGCUGUUCAGAACCUCUUCGGUUACGGUUGGGUUUGGCUUAUCGUCACCGGUCGAGCUCCCGUUCUUCCUCUAUGGGCUAUGUGUCUUCUCAUAUUCAUUGGGAACAAUGGUGAAACCUACUUCAAUACUGGAACAUUAGUCUCUGGUGUUCAGAACUUCCCUAAGAGCCGAGGUCCAGUGGUGGGUAUUCUCAAGGGGUUUGCUGGACUAGGUGGUGCGAUCAUGUCUCAGAUAUUUACAAUGCUCAACUCAUCUAACCCGGCUUCUCUCAUUCUCAUGGUCGCUGUUACGCCUGCGGUUGUCGGUGUUUCCCUCAUGUUCUUAAUCAGACCAGUUGGUGGUCACAAGCAGAUCCGUCCCACCGAUGGAGCUAGCUUUACUUUUAUCUACGGUGUCUGUCUUCUGCUCGCUGUCUAUCUCAUGGCAGUUAUGCUUAUUCAAGAUGUGGUCGUCGUUAGUCACAACAUCAUCACUGUGUUCACCAUUGUCUUGUUUGUCAUUCUUUUGCUUCCUGCCUCAGAGAGACAUAAGAGAAUUGCGCAUUUGCAAGCACAGCUAAUGCAGGCAGCUGCAGAGGGGGCGGUUAGGGUGAAGAGACGUAGAGGACCUCACAGAGGAGAAGAUUUUACUCUAACGCAGGCACUGGUGAAGGCCGACUUCUGGCUCAUAUUCGUCUCCCUGCUGCUCGGUUCUGGUUCGGGUUUGACAGUAAUUGACAAUCUUGGUCAGAUGAGUCAGUCUCUUGGUUAUGAUAACACUCACGUGCUUGUUUCUAUGAUUAGCAUUUGGAACUUCCUUGGACGCGUCGGUGGUGGUUACUUCUCCGAGCUCGUUGUCAGGGACUACGCGUAUCCAAGGCCGGUAGCAAUGGCUCUGGCUCAGCUAGUAAUGUCAGUAGGACACAUCUUCUUUGCGUACGGAUGGCCCGGAGCGAUGUACAUUGGCACGUUGUUGAUUGGACUCGGAUACGGUGCCCACUGGGCUAUUGUCCCAGCUACUGCCUCUGAGCUCUUUGGUCUGAAGAAGUUUGGAGCUUUAUACAAUUUCCUGACACUGGCAAACCCGGCUGGAUCCCUGGUGUUCUCGGGUAUGAUUGCGAGUAGCAUCUAUGACCGGGAAGCAGAACGGCAAGCACAAGGAUCCGUGUUUGAUCCAAAUGACGCCCUUAGAUGCAAUGGUUCUAUCUGUUUCUACUUGACGUCACUCAUAAUGUCUGGAUUCUGCAUCAUCGCUUGCAUCUUGAGUAUGAUUCUUGUGCGUCGUACCAAGUCCGUUUACACUCACCUCUAUGGCAAGACCCGUACCUAAGAUCUGUUCCCUAUCAUAUGUGAUCGUGCUCAGCUUCUUAUUCUUUGGUUUUUGUUUUCGAUUCUCCGAUGAUACAGUAGUUUUCGUCACUGUGUCGAUUUUUUUUAGUUUGUUUUCUGUAUCAAUUUUGUUGUCGUUAUUGUCAAUUUUGUAUUUGAUUUGUACGUUUUUUUUUUUNUGUAUUCAUAUCCGCGCGAAGCAACAUCUACGCAAACAUCUGUAGACACUCCCAUGUAUAAAAUAAAAUUUCAGUUUUAAAUAAAUAUUUGGGAUCUGAUUAA
Messenger RNA from Camelina sativa (false flax), 2027 nucleotides. The record is from RefSeq and is a predicted model, not a curated record. NCBI's taxonomy places the organism in Eukaryota, Viridiplantae, Streptophyta, Magnoliopsida, Brassicales, Brassicaceae.